AUGGGCAAGCUCACUUCCACCAUCGGUAUCCCGAUUAAGCUCCUCAACGAAGCGCAGGGUCAUGUCGUGACUCUCGAAAUCACAUCCGGUGUCGUCUACCGGGGGAAGCUUUUGGAAGCCGAGGACAACAUGAACGUUCAGCUCAAGGAUAUCACUGUCACCGCCCGCGACGGCCGUGUCUCCCAUCUCGACCAGGUCUACAUUCGCGGCAGCCACGUGCGAUUCUUCAUUGUCCCCGAUAUGCUCCGUAAUGCCCCCAUGUUCCGUUCACGAGGCCAGCGCGGGCGCGGUGUCGGUUUGGCGCGUGGUAAGGCCACCGUGCAGCGUGCGCGUGGCCAGCGCGGCCGGGGUUGA
Messenger RNA from Penicillium salamii, 354 nucleotides. The record is from the annotation of a GenBank genome assembly. Lineage: Eukaryota; Fungi; Ascomycota; Eurotiomycetes; Eurotiales; Aspergillaceae.